AUGGGAAAGCUCAAGCGUAAUAGAAAUAACCGUAAAGCCAGAGUUAACCCUCUUGGCGAAAAAAAAGUAGGAAAAGAGGACCAAAGGGACGAAAACACUCGUAAGUCCAAGAUCUUACCUUUGAUCAAUAACUUGAAGUCAUCGGUGCCCAAUGAAAAAUCAAUGGCCCUUGGUGCAUUGACUGUGAUUUGUGAAGAUACAAGAAUGAGAAAGCUAUGCUUAAGAGAAAAAUUAGUGCCCCUUAUUAUGGAACAGUGCUUAAAUGACAGCAAUGAUGAGAUUGUCGUGGAAGCAUUCGGGUUGCUAAGAAACUUGGGAAUUGAGGAAGGGUAUGAUGUAAUUACAUACUACUGGAGACAGAACAUCUGGGUGGCUUUAGAAGCUGGGUUGAAUAAGAUUGAGAAGUCGUUUAAGUUCCUUGCCGAAAACAAGGCACUCCCUGAAAACAAUGCCGGGCUUGCUAAAAAAGUUGACGAGAAGGCUAAGAUUCAAUUGCUCUAUGAUUUCACCGAGAACAUUUUAUCUAUGGUGCUAGUAUUGGCAGGAGGAUCUGAUACACUUUAUGACAAUGUUUUCGGAAGAAUUGACCCUGUUUUAAGAUUUGUGAUCGACUUGAUUAACUGGAACACCCCUAGUAUUGAAACUUCGUUAAAGCUCCAUAACACUUUGUUGGAGUUCAUCUACGAGUUCUCCACUGAGUCAUUUGAAUUCAUUGAAAAGUUGAAUGCAAUCGGUAACUUCAACGUGCAGCUAUUGACUGCCGGAUCGGAGAAGAAUCUCUUAGGAAGAGGUUAUGUAGAGGGUAUCAAAUACCAAAUUUAUGAAUCAGAACAGAGCGUAUCAUCUUCGGAGAAGAAGGAACAGGUCUUCAAGACUCUCACGAACAUUAGCAAUAUUUUAGCCAAUGUCGACUUGAAUAGUAUCAAGAUCAAUUUUGCAACCCCUGACAAUGCAAAUGAUCCAAUUACCAAGCCAAUAGAGGUCGGAAGUGGUGAAGAAAAGAUGCAAGAUAUAGAUCAACAAAUUUCAGGUGAUACUCCAGAAAAAACGCAAGCCAAGGAUGAUAUCCAAUUGUUGGAGGUCUCUAUAGAUCUUUUCACUUCAAUUUGGGAAUUUCUCGCUACCAUCGAGGGACUGCAACCCGUUUCUCUUGGAGAUGACCUCUUGAAUGUCAUUUUUAAGGGAGUGUACCCAAUACUUUCAGAAUUGAUACAAUUUGAUAUUAGAAACAACCACAUACUCCAACUAUCGAAUAAGAUCCUUAUUUGCUUCAACAACUUGUGUUGGUUAAUGCUUUCAAUUGAAACAAUUCCAUCUGAGUGGUUCGAAAUCUCCACCAAACUCUGGGAAUUAGCAAUACAAAUAUCAUCCAGUACACAAUCACUUCAAAUUCUGAAGAAUUGCUUGAAUGUUUGUUGGGCAAUCAUCAAAACUAUUGGACCUGCAAUCAACUUAAGCCCAGAAAUGAUUAAUGGGCUUAUUGCCAAAUGCAAUGGGAUGGAUGUCGCUAGAGGGGAAGGUAAAGACGCAUUGGAUCACUUUGAAUUUAUACUUUCUUCAGUUGGUUUCCUAGGUUCGUCUGCUCAAGUGAUUUCAAACUUUGAAAUAACUAGAAAUAUCUCAGAUUUCUUAUUAUCUUUGAUAAGUGGUUUUACUAACAAAGAGUUCAUAGACGAAACCACUACUAUUUCAACAGAAGACAAAACAAAGGCAUAUGAAGUGGUCAUUGAAAGUUUAGAUUUAUUCUAUGAUAUAUUCGGAGAUGCAGAAUAUCCUUAUGAUCUUCCUGUUUUUGUUCAGGGUGAUUAUUUAAGCAAAUUGAGAGCAUUGGAACCUCAAGUUAAGGAAAUGUACAAGAAGGUUGACAAGAACAAGAGUAAGGAGUUAAAGUCAAGAGCAGAAGAAACAUGGAAUAAUAUGAACAGAUUUAUCGAGUAUAAAGCUAGUGAAAGAAGAUGA
This is a messenger RNA of Dujonia railenensis, 1959 nucleotides long. Lineage: Eukaryota; Fungi; Ascomycota; Pichiomycetes; Serinales; Debaryomycetaceae. The record is from the annotation of a GenBank genome assembly.